Molecule: messenger RNA, 3777 nt
Organism: Annulohypoxylon maeteangense
Lineage: Eukaryota; Fungi; Ascomycota; Sordariomycetes; Xylariales; Hypoxylaceae
Product: ubiquitin conjugation factor E4
Exons: 9
Coding region: 227-3517 (1096 amino acids)
Biological process (GO): protein polyubiquitination
Cellular component (GO): ubiquitin ligase complex; cytoplasm; nucleus
Molecular function (GO): ubiquitin-ubiquitin ligase activity
Source: RefSeq, a predicted model, not a curated record
CCCUGUCUACCAUCUACACUCUUACUGUGCCUUAUAUCUAUGCGGAUUUUACAUUUAACAACAUAUCCGCCCAAGGACUUUUUUAUUUAAGGGCGUGGUAGAUGGAUCUUUUCUAACCAUUUCCACAACAACGAAUCGUCGACAAAAUUUCAAUCGUUAGACCUAAAAUCCGUCUCACACGCACUUAUCGGUACUACAUACAUUGGUAACCUUACGUAGGCGCAAGAUGGAUCCUAACGAGAAUCCACCGCCGACCCUCCCGCCGCAGGAGCAGAUGCGUCAGAAGCGACUUGCGAAACUAGGUGGUCUUGGGGGUUCUCCAGCUUCGACCGACUCCAAACCCCAAGAAGCUUCCAAGUCCGGAUCUGUAGCCUCGAACUCAACGCCCGUCACGCCGUCCAAUCAGUCCCCGACGAACCAGGAGAAUACUCGACCUACUCCCCUACCCACCCGCCAAAGCAAUCCCGUCGUCCCGCAGAGUCAAACCGUCUCCUCGAACCCUUUCUCGCAAUUAGGCACUAAGAACAAGACAGAAAUUGUGAAGACAUCAAAUGGGGACUCAGCAACUCCUCCUUCGAAAAAGAUUCACAUCGGCAAGGAGGAAAGCUUAGAUGAUUGGACGAACCGAGUGUUGAGCGACAUGUUCCGUGUGACCCUAGACGAGACGAAGACGACGGAUAGCAGAGGCUUCAAGUCUACUUACUUACCAGAACUUAGAACUGAGUUAGAGCAGUCGGGUGAUCCUAUCAAACUAACUGUCGCAUCAGUAGAAUCAGCUCUAUUAGAAGCAGUCCAGCAUCUACCUACUACCAAGCCCAUUCUAGAUUAUCUACUGCCCUGCUGGAAGCGUGUUGUUAGGGCUACCAAACCUCCUAGACCUUUGCCUCCAGAGAAAGAAGCUGUGGUGAAUGAGGCGAAGCGAUUAUGCAUGAGUAAUUGCAUUUUCGCUCUGACUAUGCCAGAGUACUUCAGCCGUGAACCCAACCCAAACCAUGACACUCUAGUACCCUACCUCCUUCGUCACCAUGAUAACGAAGACGGUAUUUGCAUGGACUUCUUUGUCGAGGCGACGUCUCGCAUUUCAGAGGAUGAGACCGUUGCGUCCGUCUUCACCGAUGCUAUGGUUGCUAUGAGCACCAAGCUCGCCACGAUGACGAUGAACGACGACUACAAGCCUUAUAUCAAUUGUCUGGUUACUUUUUCAAAGUUUCCACCCCUUUUGAAUGCGCUUGUGCAACAUCCUCGCUUUAGAGCGACUGCCACCCCGGGCAUGACAAAAGAGCAAGUAGCUCUUUUAAGUGAGACUCAGACUAUCUUGGGGCCUUUCUUUCGCAUAUCGCCCUUACAGCCUGAAGUCACUAAGGUCUUCUUUGCUGGCGCACGGUCAAUCGCCCCAAAUCACAUCAAGUCGUCUCAGAGUGCGUUGCAGAUGACCCUCAAAGCUCAUCAGAGUGAUUUGGUAGGCAUCAUAAAUGCCUUUGUUAGGGCUAGCGCUGCAUCCCGAAAUGCCACACUUGACUGGUUUGCGUUUGCCUUGAAUACAAACCACAAGAGACGUGCUCUACAAGUCAAGGCCACGGAUGUAGCGUCAGAUGGUUUCAUGGUUAACUUGACUGCGAUCUUGGACCAUUUAUGCCAACCUUUCAUGGAUUCUACCUUCUCUAAGGUAGACAAGAUUGAUGUCGACUAUCUCCGACGUAGUCCUCGAGUUGAUAUGAGUGACGAGACGAAGCUCAAUGCAGAUCAAGCCACUGCAGAUGCUUUUUACAAAACACACGUCGCAGGAUCGUCAAACUUCAUCUCAGAGAUCUUCUUCCUAACUCUAGCGGCACACCAUUACGGACUUGGUGCAACUCAGUCUAAGCUUAAGGAUCUUGACAAGGACAUAAAAUAUGUCGAAGGCCUUAUUAAAAAGAUUGAGGCAGAGAUGCCAAAGCUGCAAAAUGAUCCGUUCCGUCUCCCCGCAGCCAGACAGCAUCAUGAGAACGCUGUCAACACAGUUGAGAAGUAUAUCGCAUUGAAACAUACGAUAGAGGGAGUUGUAUUGGAUGAGUCCAUGCAAACAUUAUCACUACAAUUCAUGCGAUACGUAUCUGUGUGGCUUCUCCGAGUUGCUAGCGCGGUAGACUACAGGCCAGCCGGGGGUAAGGAGAUAAGAUUGCCUCUCCCAGCAGACAAAUCGGAUGCUUUUAGUUGCCUCCCUGAGUACUCUAUACAGGAUGUGGUUGAGAACUUCAAGUUUAUAUUCCGAUUUAAGCCUCAGAUUCUCGUGUCAGCAACCGGCGAUGAGAUCAUCACGUUUUGCAUCACUUUCUUGAGAUCUUCGGAGUACAUCAAGAACCCAUACUUGAAAUCAUCGCUCGUCACUUUACUCUUCUCUGGUACGUGGCCAGUAUACCACUUAUCCAAGGGGAUCCUAGGCGAUAGCCUAUCGUCGUCGUCGUUCGCAAAUGAGCAUCUCUUACAUGCUCUCAUGAAAUUCUACAUUGAAUGCGAACAUAGUGGCGUCAGCUCUGCGUUUUAUGACCGAUUCAAUAUCCGCUACGAAAUAUUUCAGGUCAUCAAGUGCAUAUGGGACAACAGCGUCUAUCAAGAGCAGCUGAGUCGUGAAAGCAAGGUGAACCGGCAAUUCUUUGUGCAGUUCGUCAACCUGUUAUUGAACGAUGCGACAUAUCUUCUUGAUGAAGCGUUGACAAAAUUAGUCAAAAUUCACGAUUAUCAGAUCCAGCUACACCAGUCGCAGCAGACAGGUCUAUCUCCCGAAGACGUUGAGAAAAUAAGAACGGACCUAGAAUCGGCGGAGCAGCAGUGUCAAUCAUGGAUGCAGCUAGUCAACGAUACGAUGAGCAUGAUGAAGCUGUUUACGACAACAUUACGAGAUGCAUUUACCAUGCCCGAGAUAGUACAUCGGCUGGCAGGCAUGUUGAAUUACAACUUGGAAUCGCUCACCGGAGAUAAGCGAAGCAACCUCAAAGUAGAGGAUGCCAAGAAAUACCACUUCGACGCGAAGGCGCUUCUCUCGGACUUCGUCGACAUCUACAUCAACCUAAAGACGAAGCCUGCCUUCAUUGACGCCGUCGCAGCUGAUGGGCGCUCAUACAAGCCGAAGAACUUCCAAAAGACCUCUGUCCUAUUGAAGGAGAAAUUCUUCAAAUCUAAGGAAGUCGUCGACGACUGGGAUUCCUUAUGCGCACAGGUUGCCGAUGCGAAGAAACGUCUAGAUCAGGCCGAACUCGACUUAGGUGAAAUACCUGACGAGUUCGAGGACCCCUUGAUGGGUGAAUUGAUGACCGACCCCGUCAUUCUCCCAUCGCAAAACAUCGUCGACCGUUCGACGAUUGUCCAGCAACUACUUUCCAACCCGCUGGACCCCUUUACGCGUAACCCCAUGACCAUCAACGACGUAGUCCCGGCCGAUGACUUACGCAAUCGUAUCAAAGAGUGGAAGGCGGAACGCAUCGCCGCCGCCAAGGCCAAGGUGUCCGGCGGAGACGCGAUGGAUACGAGCGAGGAUUAAUGGAUAUUCCCCCAGACAUCUUGUAUCAUUAGCAUUUUUUAUCGCUGCAUAGCCCCAUUAUCAUUGGGGGGUGCAUGCAAUUCGGGUUCCUCGGAAAGUUUGAGGGCGUACCUGGCAUUACUAUGAGAAUCAUGGUGUGCGCAUGGCUUCGAGUCGCUUUUUUCUUUCAUCUUCAUAGGGCGAUACGGUAAAUUCAUUAGCAGGAAACAGGGUAGAUAAACAACCACGAAUUCAUACGAUUUGCUCUUUUCAAGGAGGCU